AAACCGGCUGUCUGACAAAGAUAUUAGAUAGUAGAUGGGACUCUUCCAAGAAUCGCUGCAAAGGAAGGAAAGGAAGACACCUCCCCUCGUAUAAAACCGUUUGCUGACAGCGCCAAGCGAUUCUUUUUUCUCUGUCUUUUCCCUAAUUCUAACCACCGCCCUCCUCCCCUUGCCCCACCCAAAACCACCGUCCACCACCCCCUUCACAGGCACAAGUAACGACAGCUAUAUUGAUUGAAUUAUUUAUGCCUUUGAUUAUCAACAGGUUUUUGUUUUCCUUCGUCUCCGUUUCUUCAAAGAUUUCAGGGCCGUGAAGUUCAGUCAACAUCAUUUUAUGGCUCCUAGUGCUUUGUUUGGUACAGGGCUGCAUUCUUCCUGUUGAGGCCCUUUUUCCUCCUGUGCCACAGCCUGGUUAGUGGAUCAGUAUGCUUGCUGGGAUGUCAACAGGAGAAAAUGUACAUGACUGUGUUGAGGAAUCCUCUGCAGCGAACUCAACUUUUAGUCUUGAAGAAUUAUCCACCCUUCAGCAAUCGUGUAGAACCUUUUCUAUGCGAGAUGAUGAUUCAUCUAAGAGAGUGGAUGCAGAAGAUCUUUCAGGGGCCGAUGAAGUAGUUGCUGCUUUUCAGUCUUUCUGCAUUGAUAAUUCAUCUUUGAUGAGAGAUCAGGAAGAAAAAGAUACUGUAAAAGUGGAUUAUAGUGCAGAAUCAUCUGUAUUGAGGAAUGAUGAAAGAGAGGAUGCUUUGAAUGCUAAUUUUCCUUUAGAUUCAUAUCCAAUAGGGGGUGAAAGAAAAGCUAUAACUAGAGUUGAUGACAAUUCUAAUACAUGUCCAGAUAUCACAUGCUCUUCUCCUUGUUGGAGGAGCAGCCGGAGGAACAGACUAGACCAGGAAAACAAGAAAAAAGGACCAGAAAGAGACUGCAGGAAAACCUCCAGCAAGAGUGCAUUUUUAGAUGUGAGCUCUCUGCAGCUUACUAGGAGGAGACGAAGUUCUUUGAGCAAACAGGCUCGUGCUACUGUAUGGGGUUUUCUAGGAAACAUAUCAGUACUAGAGCAGCAUGGUGCAGUUGAUAUAAGUCCACAGAAGGCUAAAAAGUCAAGAAGACUUAAAGGAGUUGGAGCCAAUGGGAAGCGAGAAAAGAACAAGAAAGCUCGAGACUCUACAAAGCUUAAGGGAGAAAGAUUCAACCCAACUGGUCCCAUCACUUUGAAGGUUAAAUUUGGCAGUAGAGAAGCAGCUUCCUUGGUGAACGUUAGCACUGUAAUGGAUGAUAAUAAAGAGCAGGAUUCCAGACAAGAAUCUUUUCCUGAAGUAUCCAUAGAUGUUCAAGAUUUAACGAAGAAAGAGGCUGAUGGUAGUAUGAGUUGUCAGUCUUGCGAUGGAACCUUGGAUAAAGCAUCAGACAUCCACCUUGCGAUUGAGAAUAUAACUGAAAAUGCAGGUGGAAACGCUUAUGGUGAUCUUUGUGAAUCUCCCUUUCAGGCUGAGGUUGGUAAAGUGGUAGCAACAAUUGAUAACCGCAUCUCAGAUUCAGGAACUUCACCUGAUUCAGAAGUCAUCAAUUUAACUCCAGAUGCGCAAAUUAGUGAAAAGGAUCCAGAUGCCCUUCAUCACACUCUCAGCUCAAUCAAUGCAUAUCUUGCCUCUGAAAAUAUGUCUAAUUCGAGUUUGCUUUGCAAGGAUGCUGAUGAAGGAAAGAGGGAAAAUGAGCACCCUCAGACCAGCAAUUUCAGUGUAAAUGUCGAAGCUCCUGGUCCAGAAAACCUUGUUGAUGAUCAAGAAUUCUCUAAGCUUGGACAGAAGGAGAAAGUGGGUGAUGUCUUUUAUCAUAGUGAUGCUUCUACAUCAACGACAACUGAAAAUGUAUAUCUUAACACAUUCGAAGUGGAGGGGUUACCCAAAGAACCUCCUCCUUGUUCCAAGGUGACUGACUACGCAAUCUCUAGUGAGACGAAUAAAGUUGAAAGUGCAAUAGAAGCCAAUCUUUCUCCAAGACUUGGUACUGAGAUUGGGCCAGUAGAGUCAAGUAAGUCUAAGAAACUGCUUCCUUGCACCAAUGGGAAAAAAGUUGCCAGAAGUUCAAGAGCAAGGAAAGAAACCAGGACAAAGAGAGAGAAAACAUCUAAAACGAAGGGCAGUCAAGAGAAAUCAUCUGCAAAGCAAAAAGGCAAGGACAAAGGAUUGAAGGGUGACUCUGCUCAGACUCUUAAUGAAGUGGAAAAUCACUGUGAAACAGAAGCUGGAGAAACUGGCAUUGGAAAUAAAAGCUUGACAGAAGAUACACCCCCUAAAGAUAUGGCUCCUGUCAUGGUUGCACAGGAAUGUAUACCAAUCACUCAGGCUUGGGUAUGUUGUGAUAGUUGUAACAAGUGGAGGCGCAUUCCAGCUGCACUUGCUGAUAUGAUCAGAGAAAAUGACCGCAAAUGGUAUUGCAAGGAUAAUAUGGAUAAAGAUUUUGCUGACUGCUCAAUUCCACAAGAGAAGUCCAAUGCAGAUAUCAAUGCUGAGUUGCAAAUAUCUGAUGCCUCUUGUGAGGAAGAUGCAGAUUCUGAUGCACGGUUGGAUUCCGUUAAAUCAACACAGAAGCAGCAGAAAGUAACUCAGCAGCCUUCAUGGACACACAUAAAGUCAAAUUCGUUCCUUCAUCGCCGGCGCAAAACUCAGGCAAUUGAUGAGAUAAUGGUAUGCCAUUGCAAACCACCUUCUGAAGGCCGAGUGGGUUGUGGAGAUGGAUGCUUGAACCGGAUGCUUAACAUUGAGUGCAUUCAACGGACCUGCCCUGGUGGCGAAUUCUGUUCAAAUCAACAGUUCCAGAAACGCAAGUAUGCAAAGUUGAAGGCCAUUAAAUGUGGAAAGAAGGGUUAUGGUUUACAAUUGCUUGAAGAUGUUUCUGAAGGGCAGUUUCUUACAGAAUAUGUUGGAGAGGUCCUUGAUAUGCAUGCCUAUGAGGCGCGGCAAAGGGAGUAUGCUGUUAAGGGUCAUAGGCAUUUUUACUUCAUGACACUGAAUGGCAGUGAGGUAAUUGAUGCAUGUGCAAAAGGAAAUUUGGGUCGUUUCAUAAAUCACAGCUGUGAGCCUAAUUGCCGUACCGAAAAAUGGAUGGUAAAUGGAGAAGUUUGCAUUGGGAUCUUUGCUUUAAGGGAUAUAAAGAAGGGUGAAGAAGUUACAUUUGAUUACAACUAUGUACGGGUUUUUGGUGCUGCAGCAAAAAAAUGUGUGUGUGGUUCAUCUCAGUGUCGGGGGUAUAUUGGUGGUGAUCCACUGAAUGCUGAAAUAGUUGUCCAGGAUGACUCAGAUGAUGAAUAUCCAGAACCUAUUAUGUCACUUGGAGAUGGAAUAGCUCUGACGAGCUCUCACACUGAGGAAGAAAAGCAAAUUAGAGAGAUGUCAAAUCAAGCUAAAAUUGACAUUGAUUGCUCAUCCACUGCUGCUGGAUGCUUAGAGAACACAAAGGAAAAUGGAGACACUAAGUUAUCUGCAUCCACUGCUUUGAGUAUUGCAAUAUCACUGGAAAAGGAGAGUUCAGUUGGACAGCAUUCCCCUGUUCAACUAGUGGGUACUUCCUCAGAGUCUGGUGGUAUAACAAGUGGAAAUAUCUCUGCAGCUCCUGAAGAGUGCUUUGCAAGAGAAACUAGUGUGGGCAAUCCCCUGUGCUCCAAUCAAGGUUCUGAUGCUAAUUCUCUGUCCUUGGCAUCUGGUAAAAUUGAUCCUGUAAAGAAAGUAAAAAAUGAUGUUGGGGAAGUCGGAGUUGUUCUGUCAAAGUCCCGAGCUCGAAUAAAAACUUCAAAAAAUUUGUCCUCAGUUAAGAAGAGAAAACCUAAGGCUGAGGCUUUGGAUGGUAAAAAACCUAUGGAAUUUGACACUAAAGUGCAUUUACCACCCUUUAGGUCAAAGCAGCUCCUGGAAGAUCUAUCUAAUGGUCGUUUUGAAGCAGUGCAAGAGAAGCUGAAUGAGUUGCUGGACAAUGAUGGUGGGAUAAGUAAACGAAAAGAUGCAUCAAGAGGAUACUUGAAGCUGCUACUUUUAACUGCUGCUUCAGGGGAUAGUGGCAAUGGGGAAGCAAUCCAAAGUAAUAGAGAUCUUUCCAUGAUUCUUGAUGCUCUCCUGAAAACAAAAUCGAGGACAGCGUUGGUUGAUAUCAUUAACAAAAAUGGUUUGCAGAUGCUACACAACAUUAUGAAGCGGUGCAGAAAGCAAUUCAUCAAGAUUCCGAUCCUGCGCAAGCUUCUCAAGGUACUGGAAUAUCUGGCUACAAGGGAGAUUCUUACCUUUGAACAUAUAAAUGGAGGCCCGCGUUAUCCAGGAGUGGAGAGCUUUAGAGACUCAAUAUUGUCAUUGACAGAGCACACUGACAAACAGGUCCAUCAAAUUGCACGAAGUUUUCGAGAUAGGUGGAUUCCUCGGUCAUCUAGGAAAUUUGGCUGCGUACACAGGGAUGAUUGCCGGAUAGAAUUACACCGCAGUUCCACCCGGGAUACUAUUUCAGCAUCGCAUGCCAAUUCAAAUGAUUGUGCUGGAGUACCUUCAGAGACAUUUGAUGGUGCUGCAAAACCGGUGCUAGCAUCAAGUUCUGUUGAUGCUCAAGUGCCAGAUGUCUCCAGUGGAUCACGCAGUACAAGGAAACGUAAAAGCCGAUGGGACCAGCCAUUCAAAGGAAGCCCAGAUUUGGGAGCUGACAUUAGCAUGGCAGGCGAUGGAGCAAACAACAUGGAAGAGGAUGUUCCUCCGGGAUUUUCUUUCCCUCUGAAUCGCCCUAUGCUUCCAUCUGAUGCUUAUCUAAAUGACAUUGAUCACAAGGAAGGAAGACCUAGUUAUGCAAAGCGUCCAUAUGGAGUAGCAAUGGGCCAUUCACAACCAAGAUUCAUUUCACGUUUAUCUGUUGCUUAUGGAAUUCCUAUUUCCAUUGUGCAUCAAUUUGGAACUAGUGAAGCUGAAACAUCUGAGAAUUGGAUAGUUGCUCCAGGCAUGCCUUUCCAACCUUUUCCUCCAUUGCCUCCAUAUCCCCGUGACAAGAACAAACAUUCAAUGAGUCAGGCUAGCCAGAAAGCUGGUCAGGAUUCUCAUAAUCGUGCAACUCACUCAAGUCAAAACCCUCCAAGCACAUCCGGAGCAACUGGAACAGGCAUGCAAACUGUAACUCAAACAGAUUUUCGACGAGUUAGGGGUCCUCAUAAUUUGUCAAGGACAUACUUUAGGCAAGAAAAAUGGAAUAGUUCAACAGCAGGAGGUUCUCAAAUUCAGAAGAGAAAUGUUUGGGGAUCUAUGGGUAACAAUUCAAGAAAUGGAACAUAUCAAGCAAGUCCAAGGAGUAUCCACAAUGAUGAGUUUAACAGUUCACAUUGUUCGGAGGAUAUUAGCACCGGCAUGCAGAGUGGGGUUAAAUUCCAUCAGCAUCCAUGGUAACAAACAAAGGACUAGUUAUAUAGCGGAACUUGUGGAGUUACUCAAGUUUCCUUUCAUGCUUCGCCCAUUGUACUCACAAUUCUUUGUCACUCAUGUUUUACUUAAAGUGGAAAGAAUUCUUCAGAUAUUCAAUUUUAACAUUAGACGUUAGGCUACAGUCUUCUGAUUCAAUUAUACUCUAGCUUGAGUUAUCAAAUUUUAUUGCCUCAAAAAGAGGUAAACAUUUUUCAGUCUGUUCUAACUUGAAUACAUACAUUUAUUGAAUAAGAUUUGCUUAACUGGCUAGGUACCUUGCCAGAUCCUUCCUUUC
Messenger RNA from Coffea arabica (coffee), 5712 nucleotides. RefSeq lists its product as uncharacterized. NCBI's taxonomy places the organism in Eukaryota, Viridiplantae, Streptophyta, Magnoliopsida, Gentianales, Rubiaceae. Gene Ontology annotation, molecular function: zinc ion binding; protein binding; histone H3K36 methyltransferase activity. The record is from RefSeq and is a predicted model, not a curated record. Gene Ontology annotation, cellular component: nucleus.